UUGAUUCGUAACCGAUUCCAACUUCAACACCCAACAAACCCGGCGGCCGCGAACAAAUCUCUCGCGCUCCUCCUCCUCUGCCGCCGCGGAACAACAAGAAGAAGAAUCAUGGUCGAGCAUAUGGAUUGGCAGCCGGUGACCACCCUCGGCCCCAAUUUCUCGCCGGAGCUGCAUAGCCUGCUCCUCUCCGACCACCGCGCGUCCUUGCUCUCCCUCCUCCGCCGCCAGGACGACGAGCUCCGGACCAAGAUCAAGAACCACCUCCUCGCGCUCGGAUGGACCAUCGCCUCCAAGCCCAAGCCCCCUGGCCUUGCGCCCAGGCUCCGCUACGUCUCCCCCGCCGGAACCAAGUCCUACUACUCCCUCCGCCGCCUCAUCCAGACCAUCCACCUCCACCACCAUCCUACCCAAUCCCAAUCCCAAUCUCAAUCUGAUUCUUGCGGUUGCGGAGAUACCCCUCUUCUUCUUGAGGAAUCUGAUGACGACCAAUACCAAGAACAACAAGAAGAUGAUGCCAUCGCGGGGUACGUUGCCUUCAUGGAGGAGCAGAAUGCCAGGCGCGACCGCGGGCAGGGAAAUGAUGAGGAGCAGAGGUCCAUGGCCAAGGAGCUUCGGAUCAAGGCUAAGGAUCAGCUCAGGUCGUCGGGAUGGACAUUCUCCAUGAAGGUCAAGUACAACGGCCGCGAGGAGCUGCGCUACACAGAGCCUCGUGGCCGCUCCCACAUCUCCCUCAUCACCGCCUGCAAGGCCUACCUUCUUCACCACACGCCGUCGACGACAAUGGCUUCAUGCAGCAACAACAACAACAAGAGACCAGCGCCACCCGCUGCCUGCAAGACUGCCACUUCUAGCAAGAAGAACAAGAAGAAGAAGGCGAGCCUGCAGCAGGCGCGCGUUCUGCGUCCACAGCCAAGAAACGAGGAGGGGAAUGCGCUGACGACGGCGCGCGCGAGGACGCUGCUGUCAUUGCUGAUCGACAAGAAGAUCCUGGCGCCGAGGGACCAGCUCAUCUACACCACGAAGCGAGGGCUCAUCACCGGAGACGGCAUGGUGAAAUGCAUGUGCGGCGGCUGCAUCAACAACAACAACAAGAGGAGGGUAGCAGAGUACACGGUGGCCGAGUUCGCGGUGCACGGCGACGGCGAUGUCGCCUCUUCCUCGUCACGGCAGCCUUGGGCGCGCAUGUUUGUGGGUGACGGCAGGUCACUGUCGCAGUGCCUGGUGCAGCUGAUGAUGGCGGACGACGAGGCGGGCUCCGGCAGGAAGAAGAAGAAGAAGAAGUAUUUGCCGUAUGUGUGGCGUGGUGCAAGGGUGAAGCGGAAAUGGGAGGAGGACGACGACUACGUGUGCUCCGUGUGCCACGACUGCGGCGAGCUGCUCAUGUGCGACCGCUGUCCGUCCAUGUUCCACCAUGCCUGCGUGGGUUUGGAGUCCACUCCGCAGGGCGACUGGUUCUGCCCGGCCUGCACCUGCGCCAUCUGCGGCUCCAGCGACUUGGACGAUCCACCAGCUACCACCACCACCCAAGGAUUCAGCAGCGACAGGAUGGUCAUCUCCUGCGAGCAGUGCCGACGAGAGUAUCAUGUUGGGUGCAUGCGAGAGAGAGACAAUGGGUUGUGGUAUCCAGAGGCGGAUGGAGAGGGGCCAUGGUUGUGCAGUGAGGCCUGCUCAAAGAUAUACCUGCGCCUCGAGGAGCUCGCUGUCGUCCAAGCCCCUUGUCGUUCAGUUGCUUCGGGCUUGUCAUUGGUGGUGUUGAGACGCGGUGCAGCGAGAGACGGAGAGGAGGAGGAGCACGCCAAGCUGUGCAUGGCCUUGGAUGUGCUCCGCGAGUGUUUCGUCACCCUCAUCGAGCCUCGCACGCAGACCGACCUCACUGCCGACAUCGUCUUCAACACAGAAUCGGAGCUGAGACGGCUAGAUUUCCGGGGGUUUUACGUGGUAGGACUGGAGAAAGCCGGCGAGCUUAUAGCCGUGGCUACACUGAGAGUGUAUGGAGAGGAAGUUGCAGAAGUGCCGCUGGUAGGGACUAGAUUCGCGCGUCGUCGGCAAGGGAUGUGCCGCCUUCUCAUGGAUGAGAUACAAAAGUUGCUUGGUGAGAUGGGGGUGGAGAGGCUUGUGCUGCCGGCGGUGCCGGAGAUGGUGGCGACAUGGACGGGACCAUCAUUUGGGUUCAGAGAGAUGGGGCAGGCUGACAGGCAGGAUGUAGCACACCAUGCCAUCCUCCGCUUCCAGGGAACCAUCAUGUGCCACAAGCAGCUACCUCCUCAACCUCAACCUCAACCUCAACUUGGGCACACAACGACGACCCCAGCAGGAAGAAUUCCAAGUCCAAUACCAUUGUAAGCUGAGCUGAUGCGUGUCUCUUCCUGCUCGACCAUUCCAUGUUUUGCCUUGUAUUGUUGUAUUGGCUGCAUCAAGGAAGGGAGGAAAGAGGGUGAGGCAGUGCUCCUGC
Messenger RNA from Oryza sativa Japonica Group (Japanese rice), 2452 nucleotides. The record is from RefSeq and is a predicted model, not a curated record. NCBI's taxonomy places the organism in Eukaryota, Viridiplantae, Streptophyta, Magnoliopsida, Poales, Poaceae.